CUAGAGAGAGAGGAGGGCAGAGACCCGGGGGUGGGGAGGACAGAGAUCAGGAGAAAGAACAAGAAACCCAGAGUUGGGUGAGGGCAAGUGGGACAGGGCUGGAAGCAGGGAUGGCAGAGCUCAGCGGGCCGUGAGGUCAGAGUGUCUGUGAGGUCGGCUGCUGCCCAGGCCAGCCCUAAGAGCCGGGUACCCAGACCAGGUGGGUGCAGGUAGACCAGGAGUCCCUUUCUGUCUCCAGCCUGAGCCAUGGAGACCUGGGAAGAACUGCCCCGCGUGUCCUUGGUGACCACAAAUUCCAAGGCCCCCCAGGCGAAGAUGUCGGUCCAGGACAGCUGCCUCAGCCUCAUCAAAUACUUCCUCUUCGUUUUCAACCUUUUCUUCUUCGUCCUAGGCAGCCUGAUUUUCUGCUUCGGCAUCUGGAUUCUCAUUGACAAGACCAGCUUCGUGUCCUUUGUGGGCCUGUCCUUUGGGCCCCUGCAGAUCUUAUCCAAGGCACUGGCCAUCUCAGGGAUCCUCACCAUGGGCCUCGCCCUCCUGGGCUGUGUGGGGGCCCUCAAGGAGCUCCGCUGCCUCCUGGGCCUGUAUUUUGGGUUGCUGCUGCUCCUGUUUGCCACGCAGAUCACACUGGGAAUCCUCAUCUCCACUCAGAGGAUCCUGCUGGAGCGGAAGGUGCAGGACAUGGUGCUGGAGACCAUCCGAAACUACCGCACCAACCCGGAGGAGACGGCGGCCGAGGAGAGCUGGGACUACGUGCAGUUCCAGCUGCGCUGCUGCGGCUGGAACUCUCCGCAGGACUGGUUCCAGAUCCAAAGCCUGAAAAGCAACGAGUCGGAGGCGCACCACGUGCCCUGCUCCUGCUUCAACUCGUCGUCGACCAACGACUCCGCGAUCUUCGAUAAAAUCUUCCCCCAGCGCAGUCGGCUCCCGCUGGCGCGGCCCAGACACACCACCGACCUCUGCGUGGUCCCCGUGAACCCGCACAUCUAUCACGAGGGCUGUGCGCGGAGCCUCCAGAAGUGGCUGCAUAACAACCUCAUCUCCAUAGUGGGCAUUUGUCUGGGCGUCGGUCUACUCGAGCUCGGCGUCAUGGCGCUCUCCAUCUUCCAGUGCCGGAACCUGGAUCACGUCUACGACCAGCUCUCUCGGUACCGCUAGGCCCCGCCCGCCCCCAAGCUCCGCCCGAACCUUUUCGGGGCCCCUGGGCACUCGCCUGCGGCCUGUAAAUAUUUGUUGAAAUCCCCGGUUCGCCCUCCGGGGCCUUGAGCCCUCCGCCUCCACGUUCCCCCAGGAACCCAGGUGUUGGCCUGCCCCCUGCAGCGCCUCUCCCUAGGGACGCGGGGCUUCCGGCCACCAGUUUCCUGUCCCCAAAGAUAACUCAUUUCCUUGCCUCCUCUGUUGGCCUACCACCUCCCUCAAGACUAUUUUAUGCCCAAACCCCAAAUAAAUUCCCUGAGUUUUGGUAAAA
Molecule: messenger RNA, 1465 nt
Organism: Choloepus didactylus (southern two-toed sloth)
Lineage: Eukaryota; Metazoa; Chordata; Mammalia; Pilosa; Megalonychidae
Gene: CD37
Product: CD37 molecule
Exons: 9
Coding region: 247-1155 (302 amino acids)
Cellular component (GO): membrane
Source: RefSeq, a predicted model, not a curated record